This is a messenger RNA of Zea mays, 689 nucleotides long. Its product is annotated as importin beta-like SAD2 homolog. Bases 280 to 672 code for a protein of 130 amino acids. The record is from RefSeq and is a predicted model, not a curated record. The transcript has 4 exons. Gene Ontology annotation, biological process: protein import into nucleus. NCBI's taxonomy places the organism in Eukaryota, Viridiplantae, Streptophyta, Magnoliopsida, Poales, Poaceae. Gene Ontology annotation, cellular component: nuclear envelope; cytosol.
GCGAAUCAACUUUGUAUAGUUAGUUUCGUCGAUGUACGCUUGUACCAUGUUGUAGUAAAUGAUAAAGAGAAUAGGAGUCCUUGGAUCAUCUGCUCGUUUGAACCAUUCAGUUAUCAGCCAUCGAAAAUAGCUGUCUGCUAUAUUUUUUUUCGUCAGCGACGAUCUGUCAGGAUCAGGGACUUUUCAUUGCAACGAGUGCUAGUGUUACAAAGAACAGUAUGUAUCAGAUGAUGCAGCCUCAGAUUGAUAUACUUCUUUUUUGAGAUAAUUUUUCCUCUUAUGUGCUUCAAUGACAAUGACCAAAAGUUAUGGGAAGAAGAUCCCCAUGAAUAUGUUCGCAAGGGCUAUGAUAUCAUCGAAGAUUUGUACAGUCCCCGAACAGCUGCUAUGGACUUUGUGAGUGAAUUGAUUAGAAAGCGAGGGAAAAACAAUCUCCAAAAGUUCAUCCAUUUCAUUGUGGAUAUUUUUAGGAGGUAUGAUGAAGCACCUGCUGAUCUUAAGCCAUAUCGCCAAAAAGAUGGUGCUCUUCUCGCUAUUGGGACACUCCGUGAUAAACUGAAGCAAACAGAUCCAUAUAAAACAGAGCUUGAGAGUAUGCUGGUCCGACAUGUCUUUCCUGAAUUCAACAGUCGUGUUGGACACUUAGCUCUUCACUGGUCAAUAAUGAUAUAGAAGACUAAGUUAAAUUA